AGCUAACUAACGUUGUCUUCAUGAAUAUGUUAGCUGAUUUCACCUCUGUAGAUAAUAACAUGACACGUAUAUGUACCUUUACAUGCUACUUACAAACAAACAGAAAUAGCUGAAGUGACAGAGAGCGUAACAGAGUUCCUGGUCGUUUUUAAUCGGGCUAGCUAACGAAGCUUCUCUGCUAGCUUUCGCAUUUAUAACGCUAGCCACAUUAAUGCUAAUUGUAGCUCAACGGCACGUUAACGAUCGGAUCGUCAACUUUCAUUUGAACAUAUUGUUACACUACUGCUGAUUCCUGCUAAUAACGAGUCAAGAUGGCAGAGCUAACGACACUAGAGAGCCUGCUGGAGAUGGGCUUUGAAAGAAACCGAGCGGAAAAGGCGGUUGCCAACACAGGUAACCAGGGGAUAGAACAAGCCAUGGACUGGUUAAUGGAACACGAGAACGACCCGGACAUCGAUGAGCCAUUUGUGCCUCCUGUGGGGACCGUCCUGGGAGGAGAAGCCGGCAGUCAGUCCACCACAGAGCAGCCGUCACUAGCAGACACCGCCGAAGGUACAGCAGAUGGAGAAGGGAAUUACGAUAAUGAUGACACAAGUGCGAGGAUGCCAAUGUCAGAGGAGGAGAAACUUGAGCAAGUUAGACGGCUAGAAGAGCUGAUGCGGGUGAAGCAGGCGGAGAGGCGAGAGCGAGAGCGGGCAGAAGAGUUGGAGCGGGAGAAGCAGCGGAGGAGACAGGGCCAAGAGCUGCAGCAGAUUCGCCAAAAGCUGCAGGAUGAUGAUAUGAAAAAGCUGGCUGAUCAGCGCAUGAAAGAGAAGAUGGAGGACAAGAUGGCACGGCAAAGGGUCAAAGACAAGAUUGCACGAGACAGAGAGGAGCGAGCACAGAAGUUUGGAGGCAUUACACUCCCGAGCACGGCAUCAUCGUCCCAACCUGCCCAGCCCAGCCCCUCGUCACCCACCAGUCACGGCCCGCCACCCACCAAGAAGGAGUACGAUGAGUCCAGGAUACAGGUACGUCUGCUGGACGGCUCGACCCUCACGGCGGUCUUCAAGGCCCAGGAGCCGCUGGCGGCGGUGCGCGUCUAUGUGCAGGUGAACGGCAACACGCCCGAGGGUCAAGACUUCACGCUGCUGUCGCCCUACCCGCGUCAUGUCUACACCGAACUGGACAUGGAGAAGCCCCUCAAAGAACUGGGUUUGGUGCCUUCAGCUGUGCUGGUUGUUGCCAAAAAGUAAGAUGGGGAGGAUCCGCUCCACGAGCCUACCUCACCACUUCCCCUGCAUCGACACAAGGAACAGAUAGAACCAGGAACAGAGCCAACACCUCUCGAGUAUCACUGAACUAAUGCAGAGAGAGAUAUGUAGCUGGAGACAAAGUUAUAAUGGUUUCUAUCUGCUCUUAUGACGUUUUCAGCCAUAAGCAGUACAGCUAAUUCAAUGAAUGAAUGACGCCCUUUGCCAUUCUGUUCUCGAUUUUUUUUUUGUGUGCAGUGAGAUGGAAAGUGACUUUUACUUAAGAACAAGGUGAAGAUAGCUGGCUUCUGAUGGAUACUGCUUCAGAAUUGUUUUAAUUUUAACCUAAUCUUUAUAAAGCAAAGUAUCACACCAGACCUACUGAUGAAAGGGUCUUAAAUUAAAUCCACACGAUCUUCUUGAUUUUGUGAAAUUCUACUUUGCCAGUUUUUUUAUAAGUUCAAAUAUAUUGACAGUUAUGUCUACAUCAUCACCAAGAAUCUACUUAAAAUAAAGCUGACUCUGAAAAUUG
Molecule: messenger RNA, 1764 nt
Organism: Pungitius pungitius (ninespine stickleback)
Lineage: Eukaryota; Metazoa; Chordata; Actinopteri; Perciformes; Gasterosteidae
Gene: ubxn1
Product: UBX domain protein 1
Exons: 10
Coding region: 312-1235 (307 amino acids)
Biological process (GO): negative regulation of protein ubiquitination; negative regulation of protein K48-linked deubiquitination; negative regulation of proteasomal ubiquitin-dependent protein catabolic process
Cellular component (GO): nucleus; cytoplasm
Molecular function (GO): K48-linked polyubiquitin modification-dependent protein binding
Source: RefSeq, a predicted model, not a curated record